Messenger RNA from Capsicum annuum, 384 nucleotides. RefSeq lists its product as uncharacterized. The transcript is spliced from 2 exons. The record is from RefSeq and is a predicted model, not a curated record. Lineage: Eukaryota; Viridiplantae; Streptophyta; Magnoliopsida; Solanales; Solanaceae. Bases 1 to 384 code for a protein of 127 amino acids.
AUGGAUCUCCCUAAAUUGAUGAUGUAUGCCCAGCAAAUUGAGGCAGAGAAGAUGAGGGAAAGAGAGGAAGUAAAUAAAAAGGCUAAAAUAGGGCAGUUUCAUUAUCGUCAGAAUAGGUCUAAAGGAGGAAAUCGUUCGCAACACAGCUAUCCUCAGUGUGCUAGGUGUGGUAAGAAUCAUCCUGGCGAGUAUUUAGCUGGAUGGAGGGGUUUUUAUGGUUGUGGAAAGCUGGGUCAUAAAAUUAAUGAGUACUCGCAUGCUAGACAGAGAAACAAGGAUGUUCAUGCUCAAACUCAGGCUAUUAGUGGACCAGCUCCUUUAGGUCGCCCAGCUCCUCGUCAGGACGUAUCAUCCAGUACAGAUGGCUGUCAGCACCAGAAUUAG